Sugiyamaella lignohabitans is the source of this 1146-nucleotide messenger RNA. RefSeq names its product mitochondrial 54S ribosomal protein YmL3 (gene MRPL3). The record is from RefSeq and is a predicted model, not a curated record. Gene Ontology annotation, cellular component: nucleus. The coding region runs from base 1 to 1146 and encodes 381 amino acids. Gene Ontology annotation, biological process: rRNA processing; regulation of gene expression; primary miRNA processing. The transcript has a single exon. Lineage: Eukaryota; Fungi; Ascomycota; Dipodascomycetes; Dipodascales; Trichomonascaceae. Gene Ontology annotation, molecular function: double-stranded RNA binding; ribonuclease III activity.
AUGUCAGUCAACGCUUUACGGACGAAUUGCGGUUCUGCUUCGCUAAGAGCUGCUAUUAGUGCCCAAAGCCAACGGGCACUUGCUUCAUUGAACUCUAGAUCAGCUGGUUUGCUAUUGAAGAAUAGAAAUGCUGGCAGUCUAAGUCAGAAAAGAUUCCAAACUACAGCCACAGCGAGCAGCAAAGCCACUUAUAAGAGCCCUGAAAACCCUUUUAAUUUUGGAGCCUAUGCUCGAUCGGAAGAGGUUGAAGCGAUCCCCGAAUCGUUAGCAAGUAAGAUCCCUGCGUUGCGAGCUCUUCAUGCUAGACUGGGUCUUUCGGAAAAGUUUUUAUAUUCCACAUUAGCGAGAGCACUGAUUUGUCGCUCUAGCAAUGUGAAAUUUGCAGACAAUGUUGGAUUAGCCAACUUUGGUAAAUCUGUCUUGUCAUUUUAUGUUUACGAAUAUUUCCUCGUCAAAUAUCCCAGGUUACCUCAUAAAGUGCUUCGUCACGUUGUGGAACUUUACACAUCACUACCGGCAUUGUCUAAAUUAGGCACUUCAUGGGGUGUUGAGCCUGAUAGCAGGUCUUCAUUCACCAGAUAUCUGGCUGAGCAAUCUGAUGAAGAUGUUCUUGGACGUCUGCUAUUUACUGAAAACCUGGUUCAACAAGAACCUGGUGUGGUUCAAGUCGUUGAUAGUGAUAAGAACCACGUUGACUUUAAUGAAGCCAUGGCCAGCUUUGUGCGAUCGCUUGUUGCUGGUGUUUACGCCCAUGGUGGCCUCGAGGAAGCUAGAGACUUCAUUCACAAGUAUAUCAUCCUGCCCCGCAAAGUCGACAUGGCAUCAAUCAUGAGUUUUGACAAGCCCACUCGUGAAUUGGCAGUUUUGUGUUCCCGCGAAGGACUCGAACAACCAGUAUCACGAUUACUGGCCGAGACUGGUCGUUACUCCAAGGCCCCUGUGUUCGUUGUAGGUGUUUUCAGCGGAUCCAGUAAACUUGGUGAGGGUCAAGGAGCCAGCCUGAACGAAGCCAGAACUAGAGCUGCAGUCCAUGCUUUGAAGGCCUGGUACCUGUACUCUCCCAUCAACUCCCAACUUCCAUCAGAUCACAACGAGUCCACCGAGUUCAAGCCUGCAUUCAUCGACACGGGAGCUGUUGUUAUCUAA